UAUGAUAUGGUCUACAGAGGAUUUUCUAUCAUUGCCAAUUUUCUUUCACUACAUUUUCUUAACCAGCAUUCAACCUCGAUCUAUAAUAGGCGAUCAUAGAGGCAUCAACCGUAGAUUAACGCCUAAAAAGGCGUCUACUAAACGAAAAUGGCUUACAAAUUGGACAAAGAAAUUCCUUAAAAGAAAUGAACAAGAUGACGAUGAGCAUGGUUCGGUUUUAAAGAAAUAUAAAGCUCGUUACGCUCUUUACAAAAGACUGCCUUUGAAAACGCUCUCCAGAUGGUGGGGAGCUUUUCACAGUUUGGAAUUACCGGUAUGGUUAAGAACUCCCGCCUUUAAACUAUACAUAUGGAUGUUCGGCUGCAAGUUAGACGAAGCAAAAGUACAAGAUUUAAGGCGAUACAGAAAUUUAUGUGAAUUCUUUCGGAGAAGUUUAAAGCCAGGCAUUCGACCAGUCGAUGGAGCCUUUCACUUAACUAGCCCUUGUGAUGGAAAAAUCCUUAGCGUUGGCCGGGUUAAUGAAGACGGAUUGUUGGAGCAAGUGAAGGGAGUGACGUAUUCCUUAAAGCAAUUCAUAGGCACCGAAAUAUGUGCAAAGAAUAAACAUUUUCUGUACCACUGUAUUAUCUAUCUAGCCCCAGGAGAUUACCACCGUUUUCAUUCUCCAACCGAUUGGACUGUGAAAGAACGACGCCAUUUUCCUGGACAGUUAUUCAGCGUUAAUCCCGAAGUGGCAAAGUGGCUUCAGGGAAUAUUUAACUUCAAUGAACGAGUGGUUUACGACGGUAGAUGGCGUUAUGGCCGUUUCAUUAUGAUUCCUGUUGGAGCAACAAAUAUGCUACAAACAAAUGUUAAAUCGGUAACUGAACCAUCGAGCAAGACAUUCUAUAACCGAAAAGGAAAAGGUAUCGAUGUUAAAAAAGGCGAAUUGUUUGGUGAUUUUAACCUUGGUUCAACAAUUGUUUUGGUUUUCGAGGCACCAGAAAAAUUUCGAUUUAAGAUAUCGGCUGAUCAAAAGGUCAAGUACGGUCAACCUCUGGGAAAACUAUGCAAGAUUUGA
This is a messenger RNA of Dimorphilus gyrociliatus, 1060 nucleotides long. The record is from the annotation of a GenBank genome assembly. NCBI's taxonomy places the organism in Eukaryota, Metazoa, Annelida, Polychaeta, Dinophilidae.